Messenger RNA from Microstroma glucosiphilum, 1080 nucleotides. Its product is annotated as RNA polymerase Rpb6. Gene Ontology annotation, biological process: DNA-templated transcription. The record is from RefSeq and is a predicted model, not a curated record. The transcript is spliced from 2 exons. The coding region runs from base 306 to 788 and encodes 160 amino acids. Lineage: Eukaryota; Fungi; Basidiomycota; Exobasidiomycetes; Microstromatales; Microstromataceae. Gene Ontology annotation, cellular component: RNA polymerase III complex; nucleus; RNA polymerase II, core complex. Gene Ontology annotation, molecular function: DNA-directed RNA polymerase activity; DNA binding.
CUCAAGGCUCUUCCUCCAAUCGCAUCUUUGCAGCUCUGCAUCCGAGCCGAGAUUACCUUGGUCCUCACUCAUACCGUCUGAACAACAGACAGGAGUGGCUUCGCUUCUGCAAAGACAGAUCAGCUACAGCUAGAGCGGACUUUAUUGCCCUCUGUUGCAUACACAUAUAGCCUGCCAUGUCGGACCACGAGGAUGCAGGAAAUGAUGCUGAGGGGUGAGUCUCUACCGGCGGAUGCAGGAUCGUCUGAAUCUCAUGAUGGAAGACGACAGUGGCAUGACUCAGGCUGCCAAGCUCAUAGCGAGCCAUGAUCGCUGAUGCUUCCAUUUGCGUCUCGUCUUCCCACCCACGCAGAUACUACGAGGAGCAGUACGACGACCCAGACGUGAUGGACUUUGAUCCCGAAGCCGACUUCGACCAAGACGGUACAGCCACAGGAGGUCAGGGUGGUCUGGAUCAUCCGGGAGCAGGCGGUGGUGGGGUUGGGCCUAAUGGGAUCGUGGAGAGUGGGGAUCCGGCAGCGUAUGGUGGGACUGGGGCGGGGCCGAAUACAGAGAGGAUCACAACGCCGUACAUGACCAAAUACGAGCGAGCAAGAAUCCUAGGGACAAGGGCACUGCAGAUCAGCAUGAAUGCUCCCGUCCUGGUGCCGACAGAAGGAGAGACGGACCCCCUGGCGAUCGCAAUGAAGGAGCUGGCACAGAAGAAGAUUCCUCUGAUCAUCCGGAGAUAUCUUCCUGACGGCAGCUACGAGGAUUGGGGAGUACAGGAGCUCAUCAUCACAGAGUAGAAGCGGGAGUCACGGGUUGUCAGGGAGCUCCAUGGUGGGCAAGGCGCAUCUAUUGUUCUGCAGAGUCUCCUACAAAAGCAUAUAAUCAAUCGUCAUCAGCAAAGCUUCGUGUGCAGGUCUGAUCUGUCUGAUCUCCUGACUCAAACUCAGCUGGACAUUGAGACGCCCACACUCUGGCAGAAGCGAUGGCGUGGGGACGCCCAAUGGGGCUGUGCACAGCAGCAGGAUCGCGGAGCCUUGCCCUUUCCAGAUGACCUCCUUUCCAGCUCUUUCCCAGACAAAAUGGCCAGUA